This is a messenger RNA of Vicia villosa (hairy vetch), 1939 nucleotides long. RefSeq names its product pentatricopeptide repeat-containing protein At3g18970-like. Gene Ontology annotation, biological process: RNA modification. The record is from RefSeq and is a predicted model, not a curated record. The transcript has a single exon. Gene Ontology annotation, molecular function: RNA binding; protein binding. Lineage: Eukaryota; Viridiplantae; Streptophyta; Magnoliopsida; Fabales; Fabaceae. The coding region runs from base 205 to 1641 and encodes 478 amino acids.
AUGUACUCGGAGGUCAAUGAAAAAAGUGGGUGAAGGUAACCCCUGCGUGUAGUCUAUCAGUGUAGCCUUUUCUAAACAAUGAUAAAAAACAAACCUUUGUGUAUUCAAACGUAAGAAUCAAUUUUCAAACAAGCCAAGUGAAAACAGAAACAACCUUAACACUCACAAAAACACAUUCUGUCAAGAGCUUUUCCAAUCCAUCUCAUGCCAAUAACCCUUCCAAGACUCAAAUGUAUUUCACUCUUAAAUUCUUUACCCAAACAAACCUCAAUAAAAAACAACAACAACAACAUUAAACAAAUCCACGCCCAACUAAUCACCAGCAACCUCAAUUCCCCCAAACUCUUGUCCCAAUUAAUCAACCUUUACUCUUCCACUUCUACAAACCCUAACUUCCUCAAUUCCAUCUUUUACUACUUACAUACCCCACAUUUGUUCCUCUUCAACACUCUCAUUAAAUGCACCCCCCUUAACCACUCUAUUCACUUUUUCAAAACCAACUUCUCUAAACAACUGUUUCAUUUCGAUCACCGCACUUUCAAUUUCAUAUUUGGAGCUUGUGCUCGUUCCCCUUCAUAUACAACGUUAAUAUUAGGAACAGAACUACACUCCUUAAUUAUAAAACAAGGUUUUGAAACUUCCAAUGUUUUAGUUCCAACUACUUUAAUUCAUUUUUAUGCUAACAAUAGAGAUGUUAAGUCAGCACGUAAGGUGUUUGAUGAAAUGUCUGAGAGAACUGUCGUCACGUGGAAUGCUAUGAUUGCUGGUUAUUGUUCGGUAAAAGAUGGAAAUCAGAAAAAUGCUGUGGAUGGGCUGUGUUUGUUUAAGGAAAUGUUGAGUGAUGUUAGACCGAAUGAUACUACCGUGGUUUGUUUGCUUUCUGCGGCUUCUCAGUUAGGUAUGAUGGAAAUUGGUGUUUGCUUACACGGGUUUGCGGUGAAAAUGUUGUGUAAGGUUGAAGAUGAUGUGUUUAUAGGGACGGGACUUGUUGAUAUGUAUUCAAAAUGCGGGUGUCUUGAGAGUGCUUUGUAUGUUUUCUGGCAGAUGAAAUUGAGGAACGUUUUGACUUGGACUGCGAUGACUACCGGGCUAGCUAUUCAUGGGAGAGGGGAAGAGGCGUUGGGGAUUUUGUAUAAGAUGGGAGAUGAUGGCGUGAAGCCGAAUGAAACGACUUUUGCGAGUUUGUUGUCGGCUUGUUGUCACGCAGGGCUCGUUGAAGAAGGGCUUCGGUUGUUUCGUGAUAUGGAACGGAAAUUUGGUGUGGUGCCUCAGAUACAACAUUAUGGCUGUGUUGUUGAUCUUCUUGGAAGGAAUGGAAACUUGAACGAGGCUUAUGAUUUUAUUGUGGCAAUGCCGAUUAGUCCGGACACUGUGAUUUGGAGGAGCUUGCUCAGUGCUUGUAAGAUUCAUGGGGAUGUUGUAAUGGGAGAGAAGGUGGGGAGGUUUCUUCUAAAGUUUAAAGAGAAGAGUUAUGAGGAGUUUGCUCAUAAGAGUGAAGAUUAUGUUGCUUUGUCAAAUGUCUAUGCUUCAGCAGAAAGAUGGAAUGAUGUUGAAGUUGUAAGGAAGAAAAUGAAGACUAAGGGUGUCUUUAAUAAAUCCGGUCUUAGCUCAGUUCAAACUUUGAGCAAUGAUUCAUUGUAAUUAACAAUUGAUAUUGGAUUAUUUUAUGGAAGAAAAGUAUGUUAGCAAGACAAUAAUUUUGAAUAAACGAUUAUAUUCCGCUAUUCGCAAUUUGUUGUUGGACCGUGCCAUACACUUCUUAAGCGGGCAGUGUUGCUGCUCUGAGCAAAGAUAGACUCAUAGACAUUUCAAAAUGAUCCCAGUUGCAUUUUAUAUACUUCAUUUUUUGAAAUUUUACAGCUAUAAAGAUACGAGACUACCACAAUAAUUAGAUAAGCAAUUGUAUUUUUGUUUUGUUUUGUUUUGUUUGCAAUGACCU